This is a messenger RNA of Dryobates pubescens (Downy woodpecker), 3560 nucleotides long. Its product is annotated as KIAA1755 ortholog. The record is from RefSeq and is a predicted model, not a curated record. NCBI's taxonomy places the organism in Eukaryota, Metazoa, Chordata, Aves, Piciformes, Picidae.
AUGCCGGGUCGCUGGACGCAGCCGUGCAGGGUGCCCUGCAGGCUCUACCCGCCCUUCGAAGCCACGGCCCCCACCGUGCUGGGCCAGGUGUUUCGGCUGCUGGAGACCAGCUUCCGAGGGGAUGGGCUCUGCUGCCUGCUCCACUUCCUCAUCCCGGCCAAGCGCCUCUUCGAGCACGUCCGGCGGGCUGCCUGCGCUCCCUACUUUAACUGCAUCUUUCUCCACGAGGGCUGGCCCUUGUGUCUUCACGAGAAAGUGGUCGUCCACCUGGCACCCCUCAACCCCCUGCUGCUGCGGCCCGGGGACUUCUACCUGCAAGCAGAGCCCUGCGAGGAGCACUCUGCCCGCAUCACCCUCAAGCACCUGUCCCGGGACCUGAGCACGGUGGAGGAGACGCCGGUCCCCGAGGCUGCCUACCCUCUGCUCUUCACCACCGAGUGGCUGGAGGAGAUCAACGGCGCCCGGGAGACGGCGCCGCUCCGCUCCUGCCUGGUGGCCACCGAGAACGGCGUCACCCCCCUGCCCUGGAGCAAGAUCGCCACGCCCGAGUUCAUCGACAAGCCCAAAGCUGGAGGUGACGGCGCCCAGCAGGGCCCCGCUCCUGGAAGCGCAGCUGAGCCCGCAGCAGCCGGCCUGGCCGUGCCCCGUGGCGCGGUGGACGUCUCGGUGCCCUAUGGCAAUGUGGCGGGCACCGUCCCGGGCUGCAAGGGCACCGCUUGGAAAUCGAGCCAGGGCAGGUACCCAGGGCUGAUCAAGGUGGAGCAGGCUGGGCUGCAGAAGCAGCCAGGCACGCUGGCCAUGCCCAGCCUCUACGAGAUCAUCAGCCAGAACCUGGAGGGGGAAUACGUGGACCUGCUGGACUGCUCCCAGGAGCAGCCGCACCUCCUGUCCCGGUCCCUGCCCUCCACUCCCCCGGCGGGGCCGGUGGGGAGCAGGGAUGAGACAGCGCUUCCCUGGACAGCUGGGGGUCAAGGAGCAGAUGCCUGGCCCUGCGCGGGGGCGUCAGGCUCGAAGGAGGGUCCUUGCCCCCCGUGCCUGGGGAGGAAGCUGGGCCGGGAGCUGGGGCCGCACGGCCCGCGGUGCCGCCACCGCGACUCCUACCUGGCCGCUCUGCAGAACCCGGGGCCCCGGCUUGGGGCAGCCCCCGGGGACGAUAAAGCUCCCAGCCAGCAGGAGGGGGCCUGGAAGAAGAUGACUGCCAUCUACUCACCCCGGAUGGGCAGAGCCAAGCCAGCUGGGAAAGGUACUGACACAGCAGAGGAACGGUCUCUGGAAAGCACCAGCUGCAGGAACGGUCCCAUGGUGCCCAGCCCCCAGCAGCCCCCAGCCUGGCAGGAGCUGCACGCCGGGCUGCUGCACUCGGGCAUCGUGUGCCUGCCAGGGAGCUCGGACAGGCUGGGCAGGGCCCUGCUCCAGGUGACCACCAGCGGCAGUGCCUGGGGAGCUGCGUGGUGCUCGGCCGGCGAGCUGGCAAGGCUCAUCCUCUACCUCUGCUCCCUGCCCAGGCGAGGAGCGAAGGACUCGGGGCUGACCGUGGUGGUGGAUGCCAGGAAGCAGCUGCCAGCUCCUGUCCUGUUCUGUGCCCUCCGCUCUGCCCAGAGCACCUCACCAGGCUGCAUCCACACCGUGCUGCUGCUGGCCGAGAAGGAGCUGGCUGCCCACCGCGAGCGGCUGCCCGGGGUGCAGGUGGAGACCCUGGGGUCGCUGAGGGCUCUGGGCCGCUUCGUCGACAGCUCCCAGCUGCCCCCGGAGCUGGAGGGUUCCUUCCCCUACUGCCACGGCGAGUGGGUGCAAUUCUUCCAGAAGCUUCACCCCUUCGUGGCUGGCCUCAGGCAGGCAUUGGAGGUGCUGCAGAGCUGCAUCCAGGAGCUGUGUGGUACCAAGGCUCUGGCAGGGACACAGGACGUGGCUGCCUGCAUCCAGAGGCACCAGGCGCUGAUGGGGAGGGUGCUGAGCGACCCACAGCUGCUGCAGCUGCAGCGGGAGGGAGGCUCUGUCCUGGCCAGGCUGCGCAGGGAGGCCGCCCAGCUCCGUGCCUCGGCCCACGUCAGGACCAGCAUGGAGCUGGCUGAGGGGCUCUACAGCCAGCUGGAGGAGCAGCUCCACGACCUGGUGUCGCAGUCCAACGCCUGCCUGGAGCGCCUGGAGCUCCUCCGCAAGGUCCGGCAGCUCGAGGCUGAGUUCAGCAAGCUGGGCUGCUGGCUGGACGGGGAGGCAGCAGCCCGGCUGCAGGAGAUGGGCACCGAGGAGCCAAACCCUGACAGCCCCCAGGGCUCUGCCGAGCGCUUCAACGAGUUCCUCACCCAGGCUACGGCGCGGUACCGGCAGGGGCUGGCCCUGUGUCAGGAGGCGGCGGAGCUCCGGGCCGGGGCAUUGCCGGAGGCAGAUCCCUUCCGAGCGGCUGCGGCGCUUUUCCAGACCAAGCUGCUGGGCUUCCUGGGGCAGGUGGAGCGGCGGCAGGAGGAGCAGGAGCUGCUGCGGGAGCUCGGCCGCGUCUCCAGCAAGCUGGCAGCGCUGCAGCUGGACUGCGGGCAGUGCCCGGCCCGGGCGCGGCGUGGUGAGGGCCAGGAGCUGCAGUGCCUGCAGAGCUCCUUCCAGAAGCUGUCGGUGGAGUUUGCCCUGGAGAAGCUGCAGGAGAUGAAGGCUCAGCUGCGGAGGAUGCAGAGCAGCCAGGGGCUGGCAGCCUGGACCGAGGCACGGCACAGGUACCAGGAGACCCGGCAGGUCCUGGAGGAGAUGCUGGCAGAGCUGCAGGAGGCCUGGGGAGCACAAGCUGAAGGGCAGGGAGAUGCCUUAAGUCCCCCUGGCUCAGGAGCUGCAGCCCCUUGCAAGGAAGCUCCAGUCUGCAAAGCAGCCACCAGCCCCAGGCCGGUGGGGCUGGGGGGCUGGGGGCCAGCAGAGCAGCCAGAGCCCCGGGCCAAGGGGCCAGGACAAUCCCAGGCCAGCAGCGUCGCCAGCCCCACGCCGGGUGCAGAGCCAAGCUCCCCACAGCCCCAAGAGCAGGGGGACCGUGCCCCCCACCACGGCUCUGCUGGCACCUCCCUGCCCAGACCCGAGGGCAGAGCCAGCCUGGGAGCUGCAGGACACCUCGCCCAGGAUCACAGCCAGCUCCCUCAGAGGCUUCCCUUCAUCCUGCCUCCCCAGGCACGCUUUCUGGGUGCUGACCCGUUGUGUGCCCCCUCUGUGCCCCUCGGGACGGCCUCAGCCCCCGGCACGCGGGGCCUGCCCGCAGAAGCCACGCAGUACUUCCAGGUUUCCAGCCAGAGCAGUUUGUCCUCCGAAGACUCAGACUCACAGAACUCCACCGAGGAGGCCCCAGCAGGGGGCUUGGCUCUGCCCCGGGACCCCCAGAGUCCCAGACCACCUUGCCCCUCCGAAAAGCCCCCCCAGAUUGUCUACCUGGAGAACCACCACAGCAAGAGUCCAGCUAAAGCCAAUGCCAAGUAAAACCAACCCCCUCCAGUCGGGGCUGUCCCUGGCCAGCUGGGGAGGUCUCCAUCGCCAAGGGGAUGGGACAGGCCGUGCUUGGAGGGGGGAUGCUGGGACCCCUCACCCAACCC